Erinaceus europaeus (western European hedgehog) is the source of this 828-nucleotide messenger RNA. Its product is annotated as keratin, high-sulfur matrix protein, B2C-like. NCBI's taxonomy places the organism in Eukaryota, Metazoa, Chordata, Mammalia, Eulipotyphla, Erinaceidae. Bases 51 to 695 code for a protein of 214 amino acids. The transcript has a single exon. Gene Ontology annotation, cellular component: keratin filament. The record is from RefSeq and is a predicted model, not a curated record.
AAUCAAAAACUUCUUCAAGCAACCCAGCUCCCAGUACAACAUCUGACACCAUGGCCUGCUGUACUACUAGCUUCUGUGGAUUCCCCAGCUGUUCUACUAGCGGAGCCUGUGGCUCCACCAACUGUCAGCCCAGCUGUUGUCCCACUAGCUGCUGCCAGUCUGCCUCUUGCACCACCAACUAUUCUGGGACCAGUUGUGGCACUGGUGGAAACACUGGUGGUAGCCAGGCAGGUGGCUCCAGAGCUGUAACCUGCCGAGUCCGGUGGUGCCGCCCUGAUUGUAGUGUGGAGGGCACCUGCCUACCCCCCUGCUGUGUGAAAAGCUGCACCCCCCCGACCUGCUGCCAGCUGCACCAUGCCCAGGCUUCCUGCUGCCGCCCAUCCUAUUGUGGACAGUCUUGUUGUCGCCCAGCCUGCUGUUGCCAGCCCACCUGCUCCCAGGCCACCUGUUCCCAGCCCACCUGCUCCCAGGCCACCUGCUCCCAGGCCACCUGCUCCCAGGCCACCUGUUCCCAGCCCACCUGCUCCCAGCCCACCUGCUCCCAGGCCACCUGUUCCCAGGCCACCUGCUCCCAGCCCACCUGCUCCCAGCCCACCUGCUCCCAGCCCACCUGCUCCCAGGCCACCUGUUCCCAGCCCACAUGUUCCCAGACUACCUGCUCUCAGACCACCUGCUCCCAGACCACCUGCUCUUAAUCCACUUGCUAUGAAGACAGUUGCUAAAAGUCAUUUUGCUGAUUUUUAAGUUGAAUUUCAACUUUAAACCCAAUCCAUGAACUAAUAAUCUCUACAACCACACCUGGGUCACUAAUAAAUUCUUAAAUAUUUA